AAUACCAAAAACCAUUAAUAGACAAACCUUUUUACCAUUAAUAGAAUUGGAUUCUUGCAUAGUUGAAUGGUCUGGCUUUAAAAAUAUAGUUUUUUCUAAUUAUUUAACAUUUUCUUCACAAGAGCUACUAUCUGUUCUAAUUCGUAAUUAUUCUGAUAUUUUCUCCAAUAUUAUUAAACUAGUUCACAUUACUAACAGCAUUCCUUUUUCAAGUGUAGAUUGUGAACGUGGGUUUUCUAAACAGAAUACAAUUAAAACUUGUUUGCGUAAUUCAUUAACUACAUUUACUCUAGAUGCAUUUAUGCGAAUUUCAUUAGAGUCAAAAAAAAGUAGUGAAAUGAAUUGGGAUAAAAUAUAUCAUGAAUGGCAUAAGUAA
Racocetra persica is the source of this 376-nucleotide messenger RNA. The record is from the annotation of a GenBank genome assembly. Lineage: Eukaryota; Fungi; Glomeromycota; Glomeromycetes; Diversisporales; Gigasporaceae.